Messenger RNA from Physcomitrium patens, 3918 nucleotides. NCBI's taxonomy places the organism in Eukaryota, Viridiplantae, Streptophyta, Bryopsida, Funariales, Funariaceae. The record is from RefSeq and is a predicted model, not a curated record.
UAUCCUUCGGAGCAGCUGGGAUUGCGAACUUGGGCUACUCCUUCCUUGCCUUCACUGCGUGGGCCUUUGAUGUUGAGUAGCUUUCAAGUUUCGAUAUAAAAAUUGCGAAAACUUCUUACAAUAGCCUCCGAGUUUACGGCGGCGAUUUUCAGCACUUGGGUCUCAGCAUUCGAUCUCUCUCACACACACCGGAUCCCUUCAGACUGUUGUCAUACAAACUGUGGAACACACGAAAUAAACGUCACUGAUACGGGUUCUGGAAUUUUCUGAAUGCCCAAAUCACUACACGCUACCAGGUUAAGAACUUCACUGUCGAAAGAAGCUUGUUUACAGCUGUUCUUCUCCAUGACAGACUAGUGAUUAGAGGAACCCAGAGAGACUAAGGGACUUGACAGUGGGACUUUUGAUUGUUCAGUGGUUUCCUGGGGGUUUGUGUGGUCGGAAGCUGCGAGGACUGUUUCACCUGGCAGGCUGGUUUCACACGGCUGUAGAUUCUGCCACCGACCGCCGGACGUUGCAGCGUUCGCACUGAGUUUUCCACCUACGCUGCAGCUUUGAUUACGGAAUUGUUGGGUUACCAACCCUUUCAGACCGUGUAUUGGGUAUCGGUGACACGGCUCCUGCUGUAGCGCUCCCAAGUUAGAGGGUUCCGGUGUUGCUCGUCGGACUUUUGAUGUCGGGAGGUGUUUCUAUUUCUGUUAGUUGUUGACGAGGAGAUAAAGGCUUUGAGGUGUUUUGUUGGUAUUAUACCCACUUGUCCUGUUUUGGGUUAUAGAGUCUAUAUUCCGGGAUAUAUGGACAAAAUUUGGAUACAAUCAUCAACCCUUUGGCGCAAGUGAAAGUUUUAGCUGUCUUGUUCGAGAAAUUGAACUCAUUGCGAGGUGAAAAGCGGAGCUAUUACACGGCUGAUUUGCAAGCCACAUAUAAGUGAUCGGUUUAGGGAAUAUCUUUAAGAAACCAGGGAAUUCAGCGACCUUGCUACUUUCGGAAGAGCAGUUUCGGAAAAAGAAAAAGAAAAAAACUUAUGCGCUCAAGAACAGGCUUGGAUGUAAGGGAAACAGGGCUGGAGUGAUUUAGAAAGAUGAGCACGAUGUUUUCCAAGUUCUCGAAAUUUCGGUCUAAGGAUCGAGGCUCAAGACAUGCCUCGCCUCAGGCAUGGACCUGUCCUUACUGCUGAGAGAUCACGACACUCAUGAAGAAGUUAUGCAUCAAAACAGCCACUAUGUCCCUGGCUAUGGAAAAGCUCCAAUUCAAUCGCCUCCGCGAUCGCUAAGAGCUCGCAAGCCCGACCCACUGCCAUCCGACAAACAAGCAGUGAGCCCUGAUUCUAUCCCCGUUGUAGCGCCCUGGUACGCGGCUUACGACAUCGACACCGAGAAGAAUGUGUCCUUCGCAGAGAGUUUGUUUCCCAUUAUGCCUCCGCGCGAAGUCCAUCUCGGCAGAGGAGCUAGUGAGAGCUUUUUGAGCGAUGACGACUUAUCUCCAAUCACUGAUAGUCGGAAUCCAAAAAAGACCUCUCCGUUGUAUGAUUUGAGGAGGCAGCCUGAGAGCGGGAGGCAAGGCUCGAACAUAGCGAGCAAGAAGUCGUGGAGCUCCCAAGAUGUAGAUAGUUUCAACGAUACUCCCGUCAGUCGGAGGGGGAGUUGGGAGUACAAGAGAGACAUGGUCGAGAGCAGAAGGACGAGCUUGGAUACGCACUCCAAGCAAAGCUGGGCGGCAGAUGGACUGGAGCGAGGAACGACGAGGAGCUGGACAUCCUCCUCAGUGCCGGAGGAAGAGAUUGACAGCGGGCCGCCGGUGUUGCCUCCGUAUGACGACGCCGAGGAAGAUUUCUUGGAAGAGUUUGAAGAUUAUUUCAAUCAUCUGCUGGUUGACAAUGUGCGCCGGGACCAGUACCCCAAGCUCGACCUUCAAAAACAAGUCUACCUCGAUUACGCGAGCUUCUCCCUGUACUCCAAUUUUCAGGUGGAAGAGCAUAUGAAAACAUUGCUGGAAGAAGGGCCUUGUCUAGGCUCUGCGUCUGUCUCGUCAUCUUCAGACAACCCUCUCUUCAUGCACGUUUCCGCCACGCAACACCGGUUGCUGAGGAUGCUCAAUACAACUUCAGCUCAUUACUCCAUCAUCUUUACGGCUGGAUUUCAAGAGAGCUUUCGAGUAAUUGCGGCGUCUUAUCCUUUCCAGAGAGGUAGCCCUCUUCUUGUGUGUCAAGACAAUCACGCUGCUGUUCGUCGGGUAAUAAAAUCAGCUUACAGGGCGGGAGGAAGGCCGUUUCUAGCGCCAGUAACGGAGAAGGAGCUCAGCUUUCACAGCCACGACCUUCACAAACUCUUGCGGCGUCAGGCAGGGCGUAACAUCAGCAACGGGGGGCUCUUCAUCUACCCUGCUCAAUCGAAUCUAUCGGGGAUGAAGCACUCUCUCAGCUGGGUUGUGGAGGCUCAACAGAACGGAUGGAACGUGUGCAUAGACGCCACCACACUUCUCCCCUCAGGCACAAUAGACCUGGAGAUCCAUCAGCCAGAUUUCGUUGUGGGGUCUUUCCAUCACAUGAUAGGCUACCCUUCCGGAUUCGGCUUCCUUCUUGUCCGGAGGGAGUCGUUUUGCGUGCAGGCCUUCCCCUCAGGGGCGGUGCACUUCUUACGCAACAAGCCAGCAGACGAAGGCGAAGUUUGCCACAUCAUGUGCCCGGCCGACAACACCAUGAAUCUCCUCCAGUUUGCGGCGUUGAACUUGGGAUUGAUUCAGCUCGACCGCAUCGGAUUACCCGCCAUCCAAAAACGAGUGCGCGCGUUGGUGCAAUGGCUAGUGCAGCGGUUACGCACCCUGAGGCACAAGGACGACGACUCCCGCUAUCUCAUACGAGUUUACGGCUCGCACGCCACGAAGGACCGAGGCAGCAUCGUUUCCUUCAACGUAGUCGAUUUCUCAGGAACCAUUCUUCCACCCGACAUCGUUCGGAAGCUCGCUGCGAGGUCCAACUUCAAGCUUUCAGUCGGCAACUUCAACAACCCCGGUUUGUCGAACCUGUUGGGCGGCUCACCGCACGAGAUGUCGCAUGAUAUCAGAAUCAUUGAUGAGAAUUGGGGGUUCAUGGCGGUGCGAGCUUCUCUCGGCGCCGUUUCCAACUUUGCAGAUGUUUACAGAUUGGUACAGUUCCUGUCGAGGUUCAGGGACGAGGAGUACUUGGCUACUGAAGCCAUGGGCUUUGUUGAAGAGAGGAAUCACCAGUCAGGGUGUCCAACCUAGUGCAUGAUAUAGCCAUUAUCGAUAUGAAGAACCUCGGCCUCAGGCACAACUCUGCAUUCAUCCAUCCUGCUUCACGUUUGCGGUGAGAUCUGAGCGGCAGUGCUAACGAUGGCUCGCUCACCAGAAGCAUGAACUUUCUUCUGGUCAAGCAGCCAGCUCUUGAUUGUUUGUGGGUUAAUUCGAUCAACCCCAGCUAGAGCUUACUGACAGCUCCGACGACGAGCUCCCCGCAGCGUGCAGGAAUUGUAAUUUAUUAGUCAGUUUUUAUAAAAGUUGAAGUGCGGGACGUCGAUUUUGCCAAUGACAAGGCGUAGAUCUCCAGGUAUUUAAUGCGAGUGUAGAACAAUCUUUUUUAUCUUUUUCGCUCAUCUUUUCAUAGCCAACAUUUUUACAGGUAAGAAGUGGGUCAGAUUUGUAGACUUGACGCUGGUUGAUUCCGCAGCACCAAAACUCCUGCUUGAUUGGGGUCAGAUCGGGAAACAUCGUUGCAGCAGUGAGGUUGGCAAAACAUUAAUUAUGACUAACAGUGGUUACUUGCAGUGUCUGAGGUAGUGUGACAUUUUCGUAGAGUUUUCUCACACUUUUUGGUCUCAUGUGCUUGAGAAAUGCAACAAUUAUCCCCGAUAAUUCAACAGAAAGUGUUACUGCUAUGGUGGCACCAGUCCUUUCACUGUU